Molecule: messenger RNA, 2818 nt
Organism: Ictidomys tridecemlineatus (thirteen-lined ground squirrel)
Lineage: Eukaryota; Metazoa; Chordata; Mammalia; Rodentia; Sciuridae
Product: class I histocompatibility antigen, Gogo-OKO alpha chain
Biological process (GO): antigen processing and presentation of endogenous peptide antigen via MHC class I via ER pathway, TAP-independent; immune response; antigen processing and presentation of endogenous peptide antigen via MHC class Ib
Cellular component (GO): external side of plasma membrane
Molecular function (GO): signaling receptor binding; peptide antigen binding
Source: RefSeq, a predicted model, not a curated record
AGCUGCUGUUAUUUAUUUAUUUUUUAAAAUGGAGUCACAUUAGUUACUCAGUAUCAGCCAUAUUUUUUUGGAAUAUAAUUUCUGCUUUUAAAAAAUAAAUGGCAGAAAAACUAUUCUUUAGAUUUCAACAUUUGGCCAACAUUCUAAAAAAUGACCUGAGUCUGUCCCUUUGAGAUAAUUCGCAAACAGCAAUAUUUUCAAUGACAAAGUAGGAAAAUCUGAAUUCACCACAAUCACCUUGACAGACUCCCAAGUACCUACAAACUUUUUGGUAAAAUCUGUGGUAAUAUCAAUAUAUGACCUCUUGAUUAUUUGCACUUAAAUAUGUUAACACUAGAAGGUCUGUAUAGCUUGAUCCAUCAAUGCGUGACUUUUAAAAAUAUCAUGCAUUAGCACAAGAUCUAUUCAGUAUGCAAGACACACCCACAGACUUUAAUACAAUAGAAUAUGAACUAUUCAAUGACAAUGUUUCAGGGUCCACAUGGCAAAGAAACUUUAGGGAACUAACACUUGUGUCAUUUUAGUGUAGUAUCAAAGAUGAAUAGCCAUGUUAUCAAAAACGUUAUUGAAAACUUUCCUCCUACAUAUUUGUAUUAAGCUGCAUUUUUUGUUGUUUGUUUCAACCAAAGUCACAGGUUAAAUACAGAAGAUCUAAAUAUCUAGCAGUUUUCUAGUGAAAAAUAAAAAGGACUUUAAAAGCUGUAAAAAGUAAAAUGAUCCAGUCUUCCGAUUAAAUCUUUUAAUUUUGGAAAACAGUUAAUUCCCUUAAAACUACUGUUAACAUGCAAGUAGUUCUCAAUACUCUGAAGGAAUAAAAUAUCUUUAAAUUGAAAUUAAUGCUUAACAUAGCAAAUAUCGGUGGACAUAAUCCACAUUAAUAGGAUUACAUCUGGAGUGCACACUACACUUUAACAGCAAAUAAAGAUCCUGACACCAAAACAUUUGUUUACUCCCUGAGGCACGAAUAAAGGGUACGGUGUAACAAAGAGCGAUUGGUACAGAAGCAUAUUCCAAAGUCCCAGGUCCCCCAGCUUGGCUCUCAGAAUCUAGAGAGGUGUCUUGGGUGUGGACACAGAGCACUGGGGAUUUCCCCUUCUGCCUGAAGUUUCACUUCUCACUCUCCCAACCUGGUCCAGGUCUGUCUUCCCAGACACUCUUGACAGGGGCCCAGUUAUUACUCCUAUUGCGUGUCUUGCUCCUAGAGAAGCGAAUCAGCGUCACUUUCACCGAGGUUCAGUUCUAAAGUUUCCACCCACCCGCCUGGACGCAGAAUCUUCACAGAGCUGCAGAAUGGGGGUAGUGGCUCCCCGAGAGUUGCUCCUGCUGCUGUUGGGGACCCUGGCCCUGACUGACAUUUGGGCAGGCUCACACUCCUUGAGGUAUUUCGACACCUCCGUGUCCCGACCGGGUCACGGGAAGCCUCGCUUCAUCUCCGUGGGCUACGUGGACGACACGCAGUUCGUGCGCUUCGACAGCGACGCCGAGAAUCCCAGGGAGGAGGCGCGGGCGCCAUGGAUAGAGCAAGAGGGAUCUGAGUUUUGGGACCAGAUCACACAGAUUUCCACGAGCAACGCACAUCAUCACCUAGUGUGCUUGAACAACCUGCGCGGGUACUACAACCAGAGCGAGGGCGGCUCUCACAUACUCCAGAGGAUUUGGGGCUGUGACGUGGGGCCAGACAGACGCUUCCUCCGCGGGUACAAGCAGUAUGCCUACGAUGGCAAGGAUUACAUCUCCCUGAAUGAGGACCUGAGCUCCUGGACCUCAGCGGACGCAGCGGCACUGAACACCCAGCGGAAGUUGGAGGCAGCCGGUGACGCAGAGCACAGCAGGGCCUACCUGGAGGGCACCUGUGUGGAGGAGCUCCUCAGAUAUCUGGAGAACGGGAAGGACACUCUGCAGCGCUUAGACCCCCCAAAGACACAUCUGACUCACCACACUAGCCCUGAUGGAGAUGUCACUCUGAAGUGCUGGGCCCUGGGAUUCUAUCCUAAGGAGAUCACCCUGAACUGGCAACGAGAUGGGGAGGACCAGAUCCAGGACUUGGAACUUGUGGAGACCAGGCCUGCAGGGGAUGGAAACUUCCAGAAGUGGGCAGCUGUAGUGGUGCGUGCUGGAGAGGAGCAGAGAUACACAUGCCAUGUGCACCAUGAGGGGCUGCCGGAGCCCCUCAUCCUGAGAUGGGAGCCACCCUCUCAGCCCAUCAUGGGAAUUGUUGCUGGCCUGGUCCUCCUUGGAGCUGUUGUCACUGGAGCUGUAGUCCCUUUUGUCUUGUGGAAGAAGAAAAACACAGGAUGUUUUCUUCCCAAAGGAGUAAAAAAAAGGACCUAUGCUUCAGCUGCCUGUAAUGACAGUGCCCAGGACUCUGAUGUGUCUCUCACUGCUUAGAAAGUGAGAGACAGCUGCCUCUGUGAGACUGAACAAUACAGGAUUUCUUCAGUUCUCUUCCUGCUUCCUACUGCAAUUUCAAGGAGUCCCAACUUUUCUUGGUGCAGCUGAAAUGUACCUGUCUAUGCGUCUGUAUUCCUGUGAUAAUAAUGUGAGAAAAUGGAGGAGAAUAUCCCACCAAGACCCCUUCCACACUAUUCUGUUCUCUUCCUCAAUCAACUUUCCUAUGGUGCAAAUUGGGGCUGAGAUGUCUCCAUUCCUGAUUUAGCCUUUUGUUGCCCUGAGCUGUAGCUGCUUCUUUCCCUGUUGAAAAAAUGAAUCUGAAUAUUGAUUUCUAUUUCAAAUUUGUGCCAUGAAAUAUGGUCAAUAGGUUAAUUAAAUGGAAGGAAAUUUCCUAAAAUCAAUAAAGAAAAUAAAACCUGAAACCUUA